AGGGAAGUUGGUCCCAAAGUGUCUGCUGUAUUUCUCCCCUCCACCUUACAGAAGGAGCUUCAUUGAGCUUCAGUGUCUGACUUCAGAUCAGAAGAUAAUUGAUUGUAUGGAGGAAGAGGAGGACAGAGCAGAGUCUCUAGUCUCUGGCCGUCUGUCUAUGAAGAGAGACCGGUCCAUGUGGAUUCCUCCAGACUUCAGUGAUGAACCUGGACCCUCAGACACAAAAGUUCAGUCCAGACUGAGAGCAGAGUCUCCAGCACCCAGCUGUCUGUCUAUGAAGAGUGACGGGUCCAUAGGUCAACCUGUGAACUUCAGUGAUGAACCUGGACCCUCAGAGUCAAAAGUUCAGUCCAGACCGAGAGCAGAGUCUCCAGUACCCAUCAGUCUGUCUAGGAAGAGUGACGGGUCCAUAGGUCAACCUGUGAACUUCAGUGAUGAACCUGGACACCCAGACACAAAAGUUCAGUCCAGACUGAGAGCAGAGUCUCCAGUACCCAUCAGUCUGUCUAUGAAGAGUGACGGGUCCAUAGGUCAACCUGUGAACUUCAGUAAUGAACCUGGACCCUCAGAGUCAAAAGUUCAGUCCAGACUGAGAGCAGAGUCUCCAGUACCCUGCUGUCUGUCUAUGAAGAGUGACGGGUCUAUAGGUCAACCUGUGAACUUCAGUGAUGAACCUGGACCCUCAGACACAAAAGUUCAGUCCAGACUGAGAGCAGAGUCUCCAGCACCCAGCUGUCUGUCUAUGAAGAGUGACGGGUCCAUAGGUCAACCUGUGAACUUCAGUAAUGAACCUGGACCCUCAGAGUCAAAAGUUCAGUCCAGACCGAGAGCAGAGUCUCCAGUACCCAGCUGUCUGUCUAUGAAGAGUGACGGGUCCAUAGGUCAACCUGUGAACUUCAGUGAUGAACCUGGACCCUCAGAGUCAAAAGUUCAGUCCAGACCGAGAGCAGAGUCUCCAGUACCCAUCAGUCUGUCUAUGAAGAGUGACGGGUCUAUAGGUCAACCUGUGAACUUCAGUGAUGAACCUGGACCCUCAGACACAAAAGAGAAGAAGAGGAGUCAUGCUUCUGUGGAGGAGCCGAUGACCAUAUGGAGAGGUAUGACAUCACUGUUCUAUCCAUUCACACUGAUGAAAGGGGAGUUAUUUUCUUGCCUUUGUCGCAUAACAAUACAUGCUCAUGGGGGAUCUCUUGUUGGGUCUCUAAAUUAUAGAGUACGGUCUAAACCUGCUAUAUAUGAAAGGCAUCUUAAGAUAACUUCUGUUAUGAUUUGACGCUAUAUAAAAAUUAAUUGAACUGAACUGAACAGGAGCCACAGACUUUGAACAACAUUAGCGUUCCUGCUACAGUCUCCUUCUCUAACUUACAAACAUCUUGUCCUGCAGAGCAACUUGUUGAAAAACUAUUAAAAAUAAAUAUAAAAACUACUUUGACGUUAGUUUUGACUUCCAGAAGGGAUGAUGACUUUAUAACCUUUACUUCUUUAUUUGUUGUUAUAUUGAUUAUUUUCAUAUUGGCAUUGGAAAUAAUUAGUUUCUGU
Messenger RNA from Sebastes umbrosus (honeycomb rockfish), 1539 nucleotides. Its product is annotated as cell surface glycoprotein 1-like. The transcript has 10 exons. NCBI's taxonomy places the organism in Eukaryota, Metazoa, Chordata, Actinopteri, Perciformes, Sebastidae. The coding region runs from base 107 to 1273 and encodes 388 amino acids. The record is from RefSeq and is a predicted model, not a curated record.